Messenger RNA from Gekko japonicus, 6334 nucleotides. It is a transcript of the gene TCF20, whose product is annotated as transcription factor 20 (AR1). The transcript is spliced from 6 exons. Gene Ontology annotation, cellular component: nucleus. The record is from RefSeq and is a predicted model, not a curated record. Lineage: Eukaryota; Metazoa; Chordata; Lepidosauria; Squamata; Gekkonidae. Bases 178 to 6033 code for a protein of 1951 amino acids. Gene Ontology annotation, biological process: regulation of transcription by RNA polymerase II.
AUGGAGAGAGAAACCUCCGAGCCACCACCGCGGAGCCGCCCCCGUCCCGAAGCGGAUCCCGGCUAUCCUCCGCGCCACUGAAAGACCCCACCCGCUCCGCGCUCCCCUCUGGGGGGCGGGGAGAAGGAGAACGAGGCUUAGGUGGGCUGUUGAGCUGUCAGUCUGCAGCUGAACAGCAUGCAGUCCUUUCGGGAGCAGAGCAGUUACCACGGAAACCAGCAGAACUAUCCGCAGGAAGUGCAUGGUGCAUCUCGGCUAGAAGAAUUUAGCACCCGUCAGCAGGCUCAGAUGUUCCAAAGCUUUGGAGGGGGUGGCAGCAGCAGCAGCAGCAGCAGCAGUGGGCGCCGUGGAGCAGCAGUGAGCUCUGCAUCAAUGGCUGGUGAGAGCUCUGGACAUCAGAACUAUCAAGGUUUCAGAAAGGAAGCAGGUGAAUUCUACUAUAUGGCCUCCAGUAAGGAUCCUGUGUCAGCUGGAGGACAGCAACAUCCACAGCGUAGGCCUUCUGGGCCGGUGCAGAGUUAUGGACCACCCCAAGGUAGCAACUUUGGGAGUCAAUACGGAAGUGAGGGUCAUGUGAGUCAGUUUCAAACACAACACUCCUCCCUUAGUGGGGUGACUCACUACCAACAGGAUUAUACUGGUCCUUUCUCCCCUGGAAGUGCUCAGUACCAACAGCAGACUUCCAACCCGCAGCAGCAACAGGUGCAGCAGAUGAGACAACAGCUCUACCAAUCACAUCAGCCUUUAUCUCAGGCAUCCAACCAGUCUGCAUCCAGCACAUCUCAUUUGCAGUCAAUGCAGCGCCCUUCAGCCCUGCCUUCAUCUUCUGGUUAUCAGUUACGAGUUGGUCAGUAUAGCCAACACUAUCAGCCUCCUGCUUCUUCCUCGUCUUCAUUUUCUUCUCCUCAGCGUUUUGGCCAAACUGGGCAGAACUAUGACAGUAGUUACAGUGUGAAUGCUGGCUCACAGUAUGAAGGACAUCCUGUGGGUUCAAGUGCACAAGCUUAUGGGACUCAAUCAAAUUACAACUUUCAGACACAGCCAAUGAAGAACUUUGAGCAGUCAAAGUUGCCCCAAGGAGGUCAGCAGGCACAAGGACAGGCACAGGCACAGGCACAGCAACAGCCUUCCUCACAGCAUGUUAUGCAGUACUCAAAUACUGCUGCCAAGAUGUCUCUUCAAAGUCAAGUGGGGCAGUACAACCAAGCUGACGUCCCUGUGAGAUCACCCAUGCAAUUCCAUCAAAAUUUCAGUCCUAUAUCUAACCCUUCACCAGCUGCUUCUGUGGUCCAGUCUCCUAGCUGCAGCUCAACACCAUCUCCUCUUAUGCAAGGUGGAGAGAAUCUUCAAUGUGGACAAAGUAACAUACCUGUGGCCUCUAGAAACCGCAUUUUGCAGAUGAUGCCUCAACUUAGUCCAACACCAUCUAUGAUGCCAAGCCCCAAUGCUCAGGGUGGAGGAUUCAAGGGUUUUGGUCUUGAAGGAUUGCAGGAGAAGAGGCUUACAGAUCCAGGACUAAGCAGCCUAAGUGCCCUAAGUAGUCAAGUGGCUAAUCUUCCCAAUACAGUCCAGCACAUGUUACUCUCUGAUGCUUUGGCACCUCAAAAGAAGAGCUCCAAAAGAUCUUCAUCGUCUAAAAAAGCUGAUAGCUGCACAAACUCAGAAGGCUCCUCCCAGGCCGAAGAGCAACUCAAAUCUCCUUUAGCAGAGUCCAUUGACGGUGGGUGCUCCAGUAGUUCAGAGGAUCAAGGUGAGAGGGUGAGGCAGUUGAGUGGUCAAAGCACCAGUUCCGACACUACUUACAAAGGGGGUAACUUGGAGCGAUCCCACUCCUCACCGGCACAAGCAUCUCAAAAUGAGCCCACAAAGCUCAGCACCAGCCCUGCAGAUGAGGAAGAAGAGGCCUCCCCACCUGUUGAAAAAGAGACUUUGGUAGCUGUGGAGACCACUCCAAAGGUCAAUGAAAAGGCAGUUGGUGUGAUAGUCUCUCGGGAGGCUAUGACAGGAAGAGUAGAAAAGUCAAGCAGUCAGGAUAAAUCUCAACAAGAUGAUGUUCCUACAGGUGCUCAAGCACUUCCUUCUGCCAGUGGGGUAAAAGAGCCAGGUCAUAUGGGGCCACAGCAAGAGCCACAAGGAGGGAGUAAAGGGAACAAGAGUGGGGACAGCAGCACGAACCACAAUGGAGAUGGGAAUAGCCAACCUGGCCAUGCUGUCAUUGGCUCUGGGUUUUCUGGCAGAACAGAGCCUUCUAAAUCCCCUGGCAGUUUAAGGUAUAGUUACAAAGACAGUAUAGGGGUUAGUGUGCAGAGAAAUACUGGCAACUUCCCUCAGUAUCCUUUAGGGCAGGAUAAAGGGGAUUUUCCAGGGCAUAGUGAACGAAAGGGACGGAGUGAAAAAUUUCCCAGUCUGUUGCAGGAAGUCUUGCAGGGAUAUCACCAUCACCCUGACAGAAGAUAUUCUAGAAAUGCACAGGAUCAUCAUGGAAUAACUGGAAGUCUUGAAGGUACUAUGCGACCAAAUGUUCUGAUUAGUCAAGCCAAUGAAUUAAGCAAUAGAGGUCUUUUAAACAAAAGCAUAGGAUCCCUCUUGGAAAAUCCACACUGGGGCCCCUGGGAUAGAAAGUCAAGUGGCACAGUUUCUGAGAUGAAACAGAUAAAUCUGGCUGAUUAUUCUGUGCCUAGAAAGUUUGAGAUGGAAUCCCAGUCUUCAGCUCAUGAAGGAGGAGGUCUUUCUGAGAGACGAUCAGUUAUUUGUGAUAUAUCUCCUCUGAGGCAAAUUGCCAGAGAUCCAGGGCCUCAUUCUGUUGGGCACAUGAGUGCUGAUGGCAGGAGUGGAAGGAGUGACCGUCUAACUCCUGGUUUAGGUCAGUCAGUUAUACUGCCUGGUGGCCUAGUGUCCAUGGAAACUAAGCUGAAGACUCACAGUGGGCAGAUCAAAGAAGAGGAAUUUGAACAGUCCAAGACCCCUGCCAGCAUGAACAAUAAAAAAUCAGGAGACCACUGUCAUCUUGCCAGUUUUAAGCAUGAGUCUUACCGAGGGAAUGCUAGCCCUGGAGCUGCAGCUCUUGAUUCUGCAUCAGACUACAUGUUGCAACAGGAUAGCCGAUCGGCACAACUGAGGCGAGGACCUGGCAGAAUGGGAAGUAGCCGGGAGGGAAUGAGGGGUAAAUCUCCAUCUCAAUUCCAUGAUCUGGCAGACAAACUGAAGAUGUCACCAGGUAGAAGCAGAGGGCCAGGGACAGAUCUUCACCAUCUGAAUCCUCACAUGGUACUCUCUGACAGGGUCAAUCGGAGUUCCUUGCACUCUCCUUUCCCCCCCAAUUCUGAAAGCUCAUCUUUGGCUUCAGCAUAUCACACUAACACUCGCCCUCAUGCUUUUGGUGAUCCUACCCAAGUGCUGAAUUCUCAGUACCACUACAAAAGGCAGCUAUACCAACAACAGCAAGAAGAAUACAAAGACUGGAGUAGCACCUCUGCCCAGGGGGUGAUUGCAGCAGCUCAGCAUAGGCAGGAAUCAGCAAGAAAGAGCCCAAGGCAGCAGCAGUUCAUGGACAAAGUAAGGAGUCCUUUAAAAAAUGACAAAGAUGGAAUGAUGUAUCUCCAUUCUGGUUCCUACCAUGAUGCAGGAAGCCAAGAAGCUGGCCGUUGUUUGUUGGGAAAUGAUGGCACUCUUCAGAAUAAGUGUGCUGAAAUGAAGCAUAUGAACCAGAAGAUUCCGCAACAUGAAUCUGGUUGGGAUCUCUCUCGGCAGGUGUCUUCAGGUAAAAACAGUGGAUCUUUAGGGGCAGCCAGUCAGAAGAGAUUUGGUCCUCAAGAUGGUGAUACGCAUAGACGUGAUGAUGCUGGAGAUGUACUUAAAUCUGGUAAUGCCAUGGUAAGGAUCCCUGGCCAAGAAGAUCAGUCUCCUCAAAAUCCUUUAAUCAUGCGGAGGAGAGUCCGCUCUUUCAUUUCACCUAUUCCAAGUAAGAGGCAGUUGCAGGAGAUGAAGAAUAGUGGCACUGACGACAAAGGGCGCCUGCUUUCAUCAUCAAAGGAUGGCACUGACAGAGCAUUCAACUCCUACGUCCACUCAUCCCAGAACCAGGAUGCUGGCAAGUCACUCCAAAAAGGAGAAUCUUCUAGGAACCUUUCAGGUCCUGAUAACAGAAAUUGCUCUGCUGUUUCCCUCACAAGCCCAGCUAAAACAAAAAUCCUGCCUCCACGGAAAGGACGUGGAUUAAAAUUGGAAGCUAUUGUUCAAAAAAUCACAUCUCCCAAUGUUCGGAGAAGUGCUUCUUCAAACUGUGCUGAAACUGGUGCAGAUGCGGUCACCCUUGAUGACAUUCUGUCCCUGAAAAGUGGUCCUCCUGAAGGUGGGAAUGUUGCUAGUCAUGGGAUGGAGGCAGAAAACAUAAAAGAAGAAAUUGUGUUAGAUCAAGAGAGCCAAGAACUGACCGGUGAAGUGACAGUAUCUUCUGAAGAGUGGCAUGGUGAUGGACAUGAGUUAGUGAAAAAGGAGUCCUUGGAACUUGCUACUGUUGGCAAAGAGGGCUGCAUAUCUACUGUGGUCCCAACACCAUCACAAAAAUCUGUUGGUCAAGGAAGAACAGAUGGAUCCCUAACUGGAACAGGAUCUUUGAGCUUUUCUGAAUCAAAAACAGUAUCCCCAUCCAGUGUCUUGACUCCUGAACUAAAUCCAAAGAUUGAAGAGAAAGAUGGUGAUGCAGUUAUUAUGACACCCAAACCAGAUCCCUUCCCCCCAAAAGGGUAUUUUCCUUCUGGUAAGAAGAAGGGGAGGCCUAUUGGUAGCGUGAAUAAGCAGAAAAAACAGCAGCAACAGCCACUUUUAUCAGUACCAGUAACACCUCAGCCAUUGGAGGCAGCAGAAGAUGGAGAACCGAAGCCUAAGAGACAGCGGAGGGAGAGGAGAAAAACCACAACACAGCCACGGAAACGGAAACCAAGACGAGCUGCUCCGAUUGUGGAACCUCAGGAACCAGAAAUCAAACUGAAAUAUGCCACCCAGUCUGUUGAUAAGACUGAUACCAAGAAUAAGUCCUUUUUCCCCUAUAUUCAUGUUGUAAACAAAUGUGAGAUAGGUGCUGUGUGCACAAUAAUUAAUGCAGAGGAAGAGGAGCAGAAUAAACUGGUGAGGGGCCGAAAAGGACAGAGGUCAUCAACACCUCCUCCCAGCAAUGUUGAGAGCAAAGUGUUGCCUACAUCCUCUUUCAUGCUACAGGGUCCUGUUGUCACAGAAUCUUCUGUUAUGGGCCACCUGGUCUGCUGCCUGUGUGGCAAGUGGGCCAGCUAUCGCAACAUGGGUGACCUCUUUGGACCUUUCUAUCCCCAGGAUUAUGCAGCCACGCUGCCCAAAAACCCCCCUCCCAAGAGGUCCACAGAAAUGCAGAAUAAGGUCAAGGUCCGGCAUAAAAGUGCUUCUAAUGGUUCCAAGACAGAUACCGAGGAAGAUGAGGAAGAGCAGCAGCAGCAAAAGGAGCAAAGAAGCCUGUCCGCCCAUCCUCGCUUCAAGAGACGGCAUCGCUCUGAGGACUGUGCCGGGGCCUCUCGGUCCCUUUCGAGAGGUGCUGCUUGUAAAAAAGCAACCACUGAGGGUGGCAGUGUUGGUGAAAAAACUCCUUCAGACUCUAAACCCCCCAUGUCCAUUUCUGAAGGUGGCCCUGAAUUGGAGUUACAAAUUCCUGAACUACCUCUUGACAGCAAUGAAUUUUGGGUCCAUGAGGGCUGUAUUCUCUGGGCCAAUGGGAUUUACCUGGUCUGUGGCAGGCUCUAUGGGCUGCAGGAAGCUGUGGAAAUAGCUAAGGAGAUGAAAUGUUCUCAUUGCCAGGAGGCAGGAGCCACUUUAGGCUGCUACAACAAAGGUUGCUCCUUCCGAUACCAUUAUCCGUGUGCCAUUGAUGCAGAUUGUUUACUAAACGAAGAGAAUUUCUCAGUGAGGUGCCCCAAGCACAAGCCCCUCCUCCCUUGCUUCCUCCCCUCCUUGCAGAACAAGAUGAUGAAAGGCAGCCUCAGCACAGAGCAGUCGGAGCGGGGGUGAGGGGGGAAGUGUAUUCGUGGGAAUGAAAAUAAAAACAAGCACAGGUUAGGCUGUUGAGAUAAGAAAGCGGCAGACAUUCAAGACUGAAUGGAUUCUUUCCCACUGUGCAGUCAUGCCCCCCUCUUGACGUGCCUGCCAAUGCCAGCACUUCCUUCAUCAACUCUUUCAUCACACUUGACCAACAACAUCACUGAAUAUGAUCAAGGAGUCUGAACCAGCUGUUUUCAUGGACACAAUCUCCAUAGUGACUAUGGGAAGGGGAGGGAAAAGAAAAAGAAGUGGGGAAUUAACGAGGGUGGGA